This is a messenger RNA of Drosophila elegans, 1737 nucleotides long. Its product is annotated as arginine kinase. The transcript is spliced from 3 exons. The coding region runs from base 240 to 1613 and encodes 457 amino acids. NCBI's taxonomy places the organism in Eukaryota, Metazoa, Arthropoda, Insecta, Diptera, Drosophilidae. Gene Ontology annotation, biological process: phosphocreatine biosynthetic process. Gene Ontology annotation, molecular function: creatine kinase activity. The record is from RefSeq and is a predicted model, not a curated record.
GGGGAGCUCAGUAGAAGGCAGUCAGUUACGCUACUGUUCGGACGAAUUACUCCCGUCGCACAUUUUUGGGAAAAAAUUUCAAUUUUUCUUCUAUUUUUUAAGAACGCGUUAAAAAAAAUCGGUAAAAAAAGAAGCCAAGUGCUGUCGAAUUAUUUUCGGUCCCGCCAUCGAGAGCAAUCACUUUGUGUUGUGUUUAUAAAUUUAUGUUUACUUGAAUUUCCCCACGGACAAACUGCAAAAUGACUUCGAUCGAAUCGAAACGCGUGCAAUAUCGGAAGUAUCUGGAGCGGGCUGGGGUCAUCGAUGCCCUGAGCAAGGCCCUGAUCAAGCUGUACGAGGAGCAGAACAAGCCGGAGGAUGCCAUCCGCUUUGUGCGCAAGUUCAUGUGCGAGAGUUGCCCCGACGAUGCCCAGUACGACGUGAUGAAGAACGACCUGGAGGAGGCCAAGACGCACAUCUCCAAAUUGGAGCAGGAGCUUGAGCGGCUGCGCGGUCAAAUCAAAAAGUCACCGGAGGAGUACCAGGAGCUCACCACCGCUGGCUACAAAUCGCUCAUGGACGAUGAGGAGAAUGUCAACUCACUGCUGCGCAAGUACCUCACGCCGGAGCUGCUGGAGGAGUUCAUGCUGGUCACCACGCCGGCGCCAGUGGAUGCCUACCUAUACGACUGCGCCGUGGCCGGGUUCGAGCACCACGAGGCGCCCGUGGGCAUAUACGCUGCCGAUGCGGACAGCUACGACGUGUUCAACAAGCUCUUCGACCCCAUCAUCAAGGACUACCACGGUCAGAUGGACAACGAGAACGAUGUGCUGCAGAAGGAUCCGGACUUUGGCAAUGUGGACGAGAUCGAGAAUCUAGACCCGGAGCGCAAGUACAUCAUGUCGGCGCGCAUCCGACUGGCCCGCAACAUAGAGGGUCUGCCGUUCUUCCCGAAACUCAGCGAGAAGCAGUUCAUAGAGGUGGAGGAGAAGGUGCGUGCGGCCACGGAGACGAUGGAUGGCGAGUUAAUCGGCUCCUACCUGACGAUGGCGGACAUCGAUGCCGAGACCCAGGCCGAGAUGGUCAAGCGGCACAUACUCUUUCAGCGCGGCGAUGAGCAGCUGACCACCGCCGGCUGCUAUCGCUUCUGGCCGACGGGUCGCGGUGUCUAUCACAAUCCCGCCGAGACCUUCUUGAUCUGGGUGAAUCGUCAGGACCACGUCCACAUUAUGUCAAUGGCGAAGUGCGGCGACUUGGGCGAUGUCUACAAUCGUCUGGUGAACGGACUCGCCGAACUGGAGAAGACGCUGACCUUUGCGCGUCAUCCGCGCUACGGAAACCUAACGGCUUGUCCCACCAAUCUGGGCACCACCCUGCGUGCCUCGGUCCACAUCCGCUUGCCGCUGCUCAGCAAGGAUCCCGACCGUCUGAUCGCCCUCGCCGAAGAGCUGCAGCUCCAGGUGCGCAGCACCGAUGGCGGCGAACUGGCCACCGUGGAGGAUGGUCUCAUGGACAUAUCCAAUAAGCGGAAGCUCGGUUUCACCGAGUUCGAACUGGUCAAAACCCUGCAGGAUGGCGUUGUGGCCCUAAUCAACGCCGAGGAAGAGCUCGAAAUAGCCGGACAGGAGGGCUAGAGACAAUCUGAACAUAUCCAUAUCCCAUAUCCCAUACAUAUCCAUAUCCGUAUCAAGUACAGACAAACAGUAGAAAAACAGGAGCAUCUUUGGUUGAAUAAAUUUGUCCCGUAGUCGAAGCCAA